GGAUGAAAAACAUGAGAUCCGUAGCAGGAGCCCUUCUUGUUCUUCUCAUACUUCUCAUUUCUACUCAUUCCUUCGAGUCUAAACCUCAGUUGUCUGGAGAGAAGGCAGUUCUUACCAUAAACAGCUUCGAAAAGGGCGGAAGUGGGGGCGGUCCAUCUGAGUGUGAUGGCCACUACCACUCCGAUGACACCUUAAUCGUCGCACUUUCCACCAGAUGGUACGACCACGGCCACCGCUGCCAUAACUAUAUCACCAUAAACGGGAACGGGCGGAGCGUGGAAGCUAUGGUUGUGGAUGAGUGUGACUCCAACCGGGGAUGUGCUAAUAACAUAGUUGACGCCUCAAAAGCAGUGUGGGAGGCCUUAGGUGUGCCAAAACGACAGUGGGGCGAGCUCAAAGUAACCUGGUCAGAUGACUAGCUUAAUUGAGCCAUUUCCCAUCUGUCAGAACUGCGUUUCCUUUCCUUUCAAAUA
This is a messenger RNA of Ipomoea nil (Japanese morning glory), 473 nucleotides long. Its product is annotated as putative ripening-related protein 7. Bases 3 to 419 code for a protein of 138 amino acids. The record is from RefSeq and is a predicted model, not a curated record. Lineage: Eukaryota; Viridiplantae; Streptophyta; Magnoliopsida; Solanales; Convolvulaceae. The transcript has a single exon.